AGUGACUGCGGUGAGAGAAAAUGAAAAUUGAAAGGAUUUUUCUGGACGGCUCCUCUUGAACAUAUCGUUGAUUUUAGCAAGCAUAUUUCAAGUUCAAUCACGCAAUUUCGAUUCAGGCGAUGGCCCCAAGGAACAGCGAAAAUAUGUGAACGAAGUCCUAGUUGGAGGACAACAUUACGGAGGAAACACUGAUGUCUGACCCAUGAGUAGCUUGUAACCCUACAAGUUCUUGUUCAUAUUCCAGGGUGAAAAGAUUCCAAAGCCGUGCAAUGUCAAGCCGGGGUCUGUCUUUGUUCAGAUGUUGUUUCAACAAGCUUAACGGGAUCAGUCUAUUAAUAUAUGGCAUAUCUCUACUCGGUCUUUUCCCUUUUCUUUUUAAAAACUACAGGUAUUCUUUUUACUAUCGGAACUUUUUCCAUAACAAAACAACUGAAAUGGCAUACCAUAUUAAACAAAAUGAAAUUCGAAGUGUUGUCGCAUCACAGUUUUGGAAUACACUUCAAAAUGAUCCAUUCAACUUUACCAAGACAGUUAAAGAUGUGGAUGUUGAUGUCAUGAUCAUCACAACAUCUCGGCACAUUUCCCUUCCAGAUGGGAAUAAUCCAAGGUUCUUAACUCAAGUUUUGUGGCAGUUUUUUCAAAUUCUAAACAGUCCUGAAACAAGUGAAUUACCAUGGAAAGUUGGUUUGUCAAUAUGCAAUGUGGAUCCAAAGCCUUAUGAAGAAGCAAAGAACUUCUCUUCUUUGGUGCACUAUAUUCAGCGUUACUCAGUAGAGACAGAUUUGCCAGCUGUUCAUAUCAAAGACAAAGAGAAGCAAGACUAUGCAUUUUGUCUGGAAAAGAGCCUAAAAUCCAGGCCGAGGUAUUCUCUCUUGGUUGAAGAUGAUGCCUUUCCUCAUCCACAGCUAUUUCAGGCUUUAUAUUACCAUAUAGUGGAGAAAAAACGCGUGAUGGGCUCUCGAUUACAAACCAACAAUGUGUUAUUUUAUAAACUGUAUCAUCCCGAAAGACUUCAAGGAUUUUGGAGUCUGGAACCAGAACGCUUCCCUGAACUUUUCAGUUUUGGUUGCCUAUGUGGAACUUGUGUAACUUGUUUGAUAAACUAUUUACUGUAUUCCAGAGAAAAUAGAACUACUGGACUUCACAAUUUUUUUAAUACCUGGGUAUGGGUGGUAUUUUACUUCACACUUGCAGCAUUUCUUAUUGGUAGGCCACAUCUAAUGCAAUUAAGGUAUCUGUCAAAAUAUUUCUUCACUGUUGGCCCCACACCAUCAUGCUGCACUCCUGGAAUGCUCUUUGUUGCUGAGAAAGCAACUCAUUGGGUGAAUUAUAUGAAAAGUCAUACAUGUGGUGUGAAUUAUGGGAAGGACACCAUGUUAGAUGACUAUAGGAAAAAGUUCAAGGUGCAAGGAUUAAUUGUGCAACCCAAUUUAUUCACACACAUUGGGUUUUAUUCAUCUCUCAGUGAGAAAUUAUUGGGUCCUUCACUUAUGUAUUAUCCACCAUGGUUCCCACUCUAUUGAUACUUAAUAAUUACUACUGUUAGUAUUUAUUUAAUAAAUCUAGUAAUAUAUAGCUGAUGAGGGAGUUUAUAAUCAAGAGUGCAGUAAGCUGAACCUUUAACAAAUAGCAUAUCCUUACAAGAAUGCCAAUCUUUCAAAUCCUUGAUUUCAUAAAACUUGUAUUGUAUUUACGAAUUUUUAUACUAACUUAACUUCUGUUAAUUUGAAACAAAAACUGACUUCACUUUCUCUUUUUCUCAAACAGUGUUCACUCACCUCCCCCCACGUUUAACAAAUGGUAAACACCACAGCGUACACUAUUGAGUUAUGGAUACACGCGGGAGGUUGCUAAGCA
Molecule: messenger RNA, 1857 nt
Organism: Stylophora pistillata
Lineage: Eukaryota; Metazoa; Cnidaria; Anthozoa; Scleractinia; Pocilloporidae
Product: GPI-N-acetylgalactosamine transferase PGAP4-like
Biological process (GO): GPI anchor biosynthetic process
Cellular component (GO): Golgi membrane
Molecular function (GO): glycosyltransferase activity
Source: RefSeq, a predicted model, not a curated record